AUCCCACGAAUGGUAAUCAGAGAUGUGGAUGCCGAGCGUAUUCCUAACGCCAGAACGCUUAGCACAAUUUUUCAUAAUAAUGUAUUUUUGCGUUUUUAGAAAUUGAAGCUGGACAUCUGGUUUUCAUUUUAUGCACUAGUUCUGCUAUAAUUCAUUCCAACAUGCCUAUGGAAAAGAUGCCGAAGAAACCUCAAACGGUUUUGGAAUACAUUAAUUGGCUAUAUUUCUAUUUUUGUGUUAGCACUGGACUGUGGAUGCUCGAUGCCUGGGAAAGAGCCAUAUUCAAUACUGGAGCUGUUAUUAUUUUUGCAAUGUCUGCAUAUACGGCAUAUGCUUUCCUCCCUGGACAUCUCUAUGCUAUGUUGACAUUUUUCGGAUUUAUGUCACCAUCCAGUUCAGAAAUUUCCUGAAAUAAUGGCAUCUUGCCGGAUUAUUAUACAACAUAGCCCUAUUAUUGCAGAAACUUUAUAUCGAGUUAGCUUGUAUUAUAUUGUUAUUCUUAUAUUGCUCUGCAUACAUACUGUAAAUCUUUAUGAUCAAAGUCAUAUAAAAUAUAUUUCUUUGUUUUUCUUUUAUACUUCAUUAAAAAGUUGUGCAUAUUACAUGUAUAGCUCUCAUCUAGCUAUUACUAAUGCUAUAUAUAAGUUUCCAACCUGUUUUCAGUACGAUAUUCAUCAUCAAUAUAUUCAGGACUAUAAUGUUGGAUCAUUAAAAUAUGAUGUUGUGUUAACAAUUAUAAACAAAACAAACAAUUUUUUUCUUAUUAAACUAAACAUUGCACAUCUUUGUAAUUCACUGAAUUGUAAUUUGGAAAAAAAUUUUCAAACAUUGUUUUAUGUCGUAUCAACCUCAAAAAGUUUGUAAGGGGAUAUAUUCAGCACGAGUCGUCUUAUAAAUAGAUGUGGAAUAAGUUUGCUUUUAGGUUGGAAUGCUGCCUUGUUAGAGUUUGUUUCCUUAGUGUAGUUUGAACCACAUUAUUGCAAUUAUAGUGGUUGUGCAAUUUAUUAUACAGUGUGUUAUUGCAUAUAAAAUAAUCAUACUUUGUGAAUAUUGCAUAUUCAAUAAUAAUGUAGAGUCACUUUAUUUUAUGUUUUUGUCAACUAUAACUACAUCAUAGAUUUUGCUUGUGAUGUCUUCGAUACAGGUUACAGGCAGUUAGUGAACCACCAUUUAAAUGCAAGUAGUCUGACUGUUCUUUCACUUGUGGCCGAUAUACUCCGGUUCUAAAGUAUAUUUAUCAGUAAUGUUAUCGCAAUUUCUGAAUGAAAAAUUAAUUGUUGUAUUAUUGAAACAUCACAUAAAAGCAUUCCCACAUUAUUGUUCAGAUAUCCUCCAGUCUGUAAAACAUACCUCGUGUUUUUUGAAUAUGCCCUACUCCCUAGACUUCUAACAUCCGAAAGAACUUAUAGUUCAAGUCUUUUGUUCACCGACUGCCUUGACCUGAACAUCAGUAUUUAUUCACAAGUAAUUCACUUAUGGCCCUCUUCGAAUACUACGGUAAAUUGUCAUUUUAUCUUUAUAAUGGUAAUCGCAGGAUUAAUGUCACUAAAAAAAAAUUAUUUUGACUAGGAAAUUAAUUAUUUGCCACUGUUAGGUGUUAUUAUUCAGUGAAUUUAUAAUUCUAAUUUUUAAGUGUCUGUUUUAUUGCUCAAAUAUUAUCAUCAAUUCAAGACAAUAAUUUUAUGUUCAUCACUUUUUUCAAUUUUUCAUAAUUUGUGUUUCACCAAUAUGUUUCUAGUCAAUUAAUUAUUAAAAACUAGACCGAGAUUGACAGUUGUGAAGACUCAACCAAACAAAAGUAGCAAUAGAGAUGGGACGGAAAUCUGUCAUAAAAACGCUAGUGACUCAUUCUGUUCAGUAUGGAAUUAUUUUUGAGGCGGUUGUGAUGAUAUUUUUGUUUUUAAACUGUGUUGAAGAUGAAGUGGUUAGUGAAAAUGUUGUGAUCAGCUGAUUAUGGAAUCCGUGGAUUUUUAUACUAUAUCUCCAUGUUGAAGAUGAAGUGGUUAGUGAAAAUGUUGUGAUCAGCUGAUUAUGGAAUCCGUGGAUUUUUAUGCUAUAUCUCCAUGUUGAAGAUGAAGUGGUUAGUGAAAAUGUUGUGAUCAGCUGAUUAAGGAAUCCGUAGAUUUUUAUACUAUAUCUCCAUGGUGCUGGAAUGUCACAAGCGUACAGUCUCUGGGAUACUGCACUAUAGAUUUCGAUUACCCAGGAUUUACAGACUCUACUGGAUGGCCAUUUGAAUAGAGUCUUGUCAAUGACUCACUAUGCCUUCUCAAGUGUGUGAGAAUGAACACUAAGACACAAUUGUGUUGUUACGGGGCACUCUUUGGAUGCAUCAAUCGCAUCCGUUGCUGCCAGAAAAUUGUUUGACGAAUGUGCAAAAUUGAAGGACUUGUUUUAAAAGAGGGUUUGCUGAUGGCAGAAGAGGAUCUGCAGAUAAUUCCUUUUUUCGGGUAUUCAUCAUCAGUAAAGCAUUAGAUCCAUCAUUUUCGAUUGCAAAUAGAUUCCCAGUGACUGAUAAUAAUUUACCACCUAUUCGCUGCCCUUUAAUGCUUUUGUAUGUAAAGAUGUCAUUCCUCGCACACAUGGAAUGAAACAAAACCAAAAAGUUACUUUUGUUAAAUUUUAUGCAGUACAUGGUUAUGGCAUAUACAUGCAUACAAUGCACCUGAAAUUCCACAGCUUCUCAAAGAUGUUAGGACAAUCAAAAAUUUUCUUUCCAUGCUUGUUUAGUAUCAUUUAAACAGUCAAUUUAUAUUUUUUGAUUUAAGUUUUACAGAUUUGUUUAUGAGCAAUGUUUUUUUUUUAUUUAAUAUAAUGUUGAUUCUUAACAGUGUCUUGUAUUUGCUAGUAUAAAACUUUUGGUAUGUGGCAGCGGAAAUCUAAUGAAGGGAAUAAAAAAGAACAUGGAAAAGUGAAAGUUUCGAAUGAAAGUAUAGAUGAUACAUCAUGCGGAAGCAAAACUGUUGUAAAGUCAAUAAUUGUCUUCACUGUUAUGCUUUAUGUAGCAAUACCUUUGAUGUUGGCUUUUAUACCACAAAUAGUAGAGCAAAUUGUAUUUAUGAAUUUAUACUAUGCAAAGAAUGAACCUGCAUCUUUAUCACAGCCAAGUACUCAAUAUGAACUCUUUGGUACAGCCUCAUUUCGAAUGCAAUGUGACAAUGAUGAACUUGGGGUUUGGCAUGUUUUACCAAAAUCUAAAAUGACAGAAUAUAAGGAAGACGAUGUAUUGACAUCGGAUGUAGUUCGUACCCAUCUUAAAGAUGCAGAACAUGUUAUUGUAUACCAUCAUGGUAAUGGUAUGUCAAGAGGAACGGGGGACCAUUACCAAAGACCGGAACUAUACAAAUUGCUGCAAUCUCAAGGAUAUCACAUCAUUGCAUUUGAUUACAGAGGAUUUGGAGAUUCAACAGGCUGGCCUUCGGAAAAGGGCUUAGUCAACGAUUCUUUAUGCAUUCUCAAUUGGGUGAGGGGAAGCAUUGCAUCCAACGCCAAACUAACAUACUGGGGACAUUCAUUGGGAUCGUCAAUAGCAACACUGGCAGCCAAAAAAGCUGCUGAUAUUUGUGAGAAAGACCAUAAUCUGAAUACUGGUUAUAAAAUUGACAAUCUUAUUUUGGAAGGAGCUCUCACUAAUGUUCGACAAGGAGCGGAGGACAGCAGUCUUUCACAGAUAUUUAUGGUUAUUUAUCCUAAAUCUAUUUUUCGCUUUGUUCUUGAGAAUGCUUUAACUGUUAAGGAUAUUUCUUUAUCUACUAUCAAUGAUAUAGCAAAAGUGAAUUGUCCUAUCAUGCUCUUGCAUGCGGAGGAUGAUAGUGAUAUAAAGUGCAAACAUAGUGAUGAACUUUAUGUUGCAGUAAGCAAAGCGACUCAAACAGACAGGCGGAAAAGAAUUGAAUUUGUCAAGUUUAAAGCAUCUCAUGGAUACGGGCACAUGGAUAUAUACAAGGCACCAGAGUUGCCUCAAUUACUCAGUAACUUUUUAACAGACAAAGACAAUUCAGACAGGGUUGUUACUUUGUGAUCAGAGGAAAAGCUAUCUCGUUGCUCAAAUUCAUUAAUGGUUCUUUUUUAAUUCCGUUAUCAAUAUAUACCCAAAUACAAAGUGGAAUUUAUGCAUGUCCCUAGUUUGCUGUGACUCAUAACAUGAUUCUUCAUAUAUUGUGAUUAUCAGGCAUAGAGAAAUGACAUGGAUCACAUUCCUCAACUCGAGUGACAUGCUAUUUGUAAAUGGCUGCGAGAGCUUUUUGACGAAAGAUUUGUGACUAUUUGUAUUAUAUCUCCCAAUAUUGUUGGGUGUUUUAUCAACCAAAAAGUUCAAAAAAUAAAUUUCUUCGAAGCUAAACUACUUCAUUAUCUGUGCAGAAAACCUCUUGAAUGUUUUGAAAAUUAUAGCAGCUUGACAUUAAUACUAAUUUAUAAAUUGUGUUAUAUACCAAUAACUUGACAUUGUGGAUUAUUUUUUAAGCAAAUGCACCUAUCAUGACAUACAACAAAGAUCAAAGUCACAAUAAAUUACUUCCCUGUUUAAUGAAAGUUGUAUUCAAACUGCAUUUUGUAAAUAAAGGGUGCAGUUUUUUUCAUUACUUUACUUUUUGGUCAGAGGUGUUUGUACUUUUAUGACUGGGCUUUCUACUGAGAAAUUCGGGUUUUUACUCAAUAUUGUUUAGAAAAAAACUUGAUUCAGUGGGUUCUCAAUACUGUAAUUAUUUUUUUUCAG
Messenger RNA from Styela clava, 4717 nucleotides. RefSeq names its product lysophosphatidylserine lipase ABHD12-like. The record is from RefSeq and is a predicted model, not a curated record. Gene Ontology annotation, biological process: phosphatidylserine catabolic process; monoacylglycerol catabolic process. Gene Ontology annotation, molecular function: monoacylglycerol lipase activity; phosphatidylcholine lysophospholipase A1 activity. Lineage: Eukaryota; Metazoa; Chordata; Ascidiacea; Stolidobranchia; Styelidae. Gene Ontology annotation, cellular component: endoplasmic reticulum membrane.